GCGCGCUGGGGUGUUAUCGUCAGGCGUCAUGUCUCCUGUCUCCGGCCCGGAGCUGGAGGCCGCGGCUCCGGUGUCAGGCCCUGCGGGCAGGGAUGUGACAGGCUGAUGCUGAGGGAGAAGCCCAGAAAUUAUUCCAGCGCCGCGUGUACAGUCUUGCUCUUCAUCUUCCGCAAAAUGGCAGCGCGGAAACGGAAAGCAGCCCCCAGUGCGGAGCGAGGGUCAUCCCAGCAACAACGUGGCUCAACAAGAGAUGGACCUUCAACCAAAAAGCAACGUUUGGAAAAAAUGACAUCACCACGUCAACUUAGAGGGUUUACAAAGCAGUCAGCAGCUCAAUCACAUCGGGUAUCCACUAAAAAAGAAGCACUGAAAUUGCGUAGAGGAACUGUUAAAGCGAACAGAUCAUCAGCAAAAAAAACUGCAAAACUCAAGGGAAAAGGCACAAAGAUGAUCAUUAAAAAAAAUGAAAGAGUGGCUCCUUUGAAGAAGAAGAAAUCUAUGAAACCUUUACUUAAAAAAGGUGCAUUACUGAAGUCUUCCCAUCAGAAGAAAACUGUAGUUGCUCCAAUAUCAAAGAGGAGAUCUUGCAAAGUACUGCCUGAAAGGAAAACCACAAAAAAGCAAAAGAGUGGCAAAACUGUACAUAAACCAAUGCCAGUGAAGGUUUCACAGAAGUUGCUUCAGAGUAAUAGAACUUCGCAAUCACGAUUUACACAAAAAAAUAUUUGUAUUCCCAAAGAGGCCACCUUUAAAAAACUUCCUUUAAGAACGUCCUCAAAAGCUUGUUCUCGGAAAAAAGUUCCACAAAAGACGAGUAAAUUGUCUAAAACAAAAUCGCUUCAAACUGUUGGAAGUUCUGUAAGAACUAUAACAAACACAUCACAUACAACUAAGAAAAACCUGAAAGUCCAACCGAAGUCUGCUAUGAACGUUUCCAAAAUGAAACCUACAAAGAAAGAUGUAAAGUCUUUGCCAGUAACUGCUAGGAGCUCUAAGAAGCAGCCUGUCAAAAAAGCUGUUAAAUCUUUGUCAUGCAAGAGUAAUCGUACGAACCAAUUAACCUCACAUAAAGCUAUUAAAACUCUUGUAAAUAAAGUUUCUUCUAAGAAAAUUUCUGUGAAGACACACAUUGGUACAAAAUCUGUAAAGAAGCUUCAACAAACAAAGACAGUGAGGUUAAAAUCAUCACUACAUCACCUUACAGGUAAGGAUAAAGUUGAGACUGAUGCUGUAAGACCUCAAACUAAAUCUGAUCAAAAGCAUACAAAAGAAAAUGUUCAACAGGUAGUAAAAUCCAAGUUAAGAUCCACAAAUAAGCAAAUGCUGAAUGAAAGACUGACUAGGUCAUCCCAGAGACUCAACCUGAAUCCUUUAUCAACAAAAUCCUCCUUUUCCACAGACAACAAGCCGAGUACAUUUCCCGCUCAAAGGAAACCGAGAAAAAGAGCACUAAGUGAUUUAUGUCCUAAAACUCCUGAAAAUAGUUUGCCUAUGCAAAAACUAAUUAAAGUAGAAAGUAAGCUUGGAAGAAUUAAGCAGGAAAAAGUUAUAAAAACUCCAAAAGAGAAGGAUUCAAAACCUGCAGGAACAAAAGUGGCUGGUAAGCUUGGGAGGAAAGCUUCAGCAGCAAAAGUUACAACUCCCAAAGAAAAAAACUCAAAUAUUGCAGAGGCAAAAGCAUGUAUUGCACAUGAAAGAAAAACUAAUCUGGAAAAAAACAAAAAAACUCCUGUUGAUAAAACUUCAAUAGCUUCAGAAGCUCCUCAAGGAAAAUCUAAACCCGGUAAGCCAGUUCCUCAGGACCAUUCUGAAACACAAAUCGAAAGAGGUGCUUCACAUACAACAUUACGAGGAAAUGGGAAAAAAAUUGAAGGUCAGGAUCAGAAAUUGGCCACAACAACAAAUUACAAUAACAAAGCUAUUAAAGGAAAAAGUGGAGUGAAAUCACCUACUGAAAAGAAACAAAACAAAGCUCUGAAUAAUGCUCCACAGAAUAAGAAAAAGUUAAAUAAUUCUGUGAAAGGACACCAACAAUGUUCAAAACGAUCUCGAGAAACUAUUCAUAAAGCUAAUAAUGCCAUUUCUAGCCCAAAAGCAGGCAUGGAGAUUCCAUGUCUGCAAACUGACGAUAAUGUCAAGUGUAAGCGUCAAAGUAUUCUUGAGCUGUGUGAAGAAAUUGCAGAAGAGAUAGCUUCUGACACUCUUGAUCUUUCAGUGAAAAAGGAGCCUGCAAAGAUAGAAGAUGUAAAUAUCCAAAAAGAACCAGAAACCAUAGCGACUGAAGCUAUUGAGAAAACAAAGCGGGCAAAGCCAAUUUAUUCCAGCCUAAACAGAUUCCAGUUUUCAGGACAAAAAUGUGUAAAACGUAAACUGAUUGAACAUCAUAAAUACAUAACUACAAAAUAUAGUUUACAAAAAGGAGGAAACAGUUGGACUAGAAUUAGGCAAAUUAAAACUGAUCAAAAAAAAUUAACUGCCAUCAAUUCCACCUAUAACAAGUUUAGAAAUUUGCAGGUUAGGCAAGCAGUUUCACAAGUAGUUGUUCGAACAAUUAGGAAGGUAGAGAAAGCGAAACUGCCAAAUGGGGUGCCUGUACAGACCAAAGAAGAAAAUGUUAUCACACACGAGCAACAUAAAUCGAAAGCUAUUGCUUCUCAAAUGGAAGUUGGAAAAUCCACUAAUAUUGAUCGAAAAUCAUCUGAAAGCAGUACACCUGAAGAAAUAAAAAAUUUAGUAAAACUAUUUGAGAGAAAAGAGGAUGAGGCAGAGAUGCCAAAAAUGGAAACCGAAUCUGAAGUCGACGAGAGUUUUACGUUACAUUUGGAGUCGAGCCCUGAAUGCAGUCCAGAAAAGGGCAGCAUCACAGCGUUACCGUUGAAACCAGUUAAGAAGCAAUUGGAAAAUGAGUCAGAAGGAUCAUUACUGAAGGAAACUGUACGGACUCUCUUCAGUAAUCCAGAUUCAUCGAAGAUGAAUAAUGAAAGUGUAUCUUUGUCUAAUCAGCCAACCGUAGCGAAGAACACUGUAGAUUCUCUUGAACUUUCUGUACCGAAAGAAACCAAACCAAUUACCAAUGCAGAAGGAGGUGGGCUUCAACAACCAAACAUUGAUGCUGGACAGAAAAGGAUUGGAGCUAUUUCUUGCACUACAUGUGGAAUGUUGUAUGCAGCUUCUAUUCCAGAAGAUGAAGCCCAGCACUUUCAGUUUCACAAACGUUUUAUUAGUGCUGUAAAAUACGUGGGCUGGAAGAAGGAGAGAAUUUUAGGUGAAUACCCUGAUGGUAAAAUAAUAAUGGUUCUUCCUGAUGAUCCAAAAUAUGCCCUGAAAAAGGUUGAAGAGAUUCGAGAAGUGGUUGAUAAUGACCUUGGGUUUCACCAGGCAGAACUGAAGUGUCCUUCCAGGACAAAGACGCUUCUUUUCAUCUCUAAUGAUAGAAAAGUAGUUGGCUGUUUAAUUGCAGAACAUAUACAGCAGGGCUUCAGAGUUAUAGCAGAUAAAGCCACUCAGCAAUCGUCGAAUGAUGCAAUUAUGCUCGAACGCCAGCGAGCAUGGUGUUGUUCAAUCAAUCCAGAGCCUGCAAUCUGUGGAAUAAGUAGGGUAUGGGUCUUCAGUAUGAUGCGGCGGAAAGCAAUUGCUACACGAAUGACUGACUGCCUUAGGAGCAAUUUCGUAUAUGGAUCGUAUUUGAGUAAAGAUGAGAUUGCAUUCUCGGAUCCUACUCCAGAUGGUAAACUCUUUGCAACACAGUAUUGUGGAACACCAAGGUUUCUUGUGUACAACUUUGUCAGCUAACCUCACGCAAAUUGAUAUGAGACUUCGCAAUUACCAGUGAAGAUGUCUUAAUACACCUUGGACAACUGCUAUACUUGUGUAUGAGCUGUUCACAAUGUAGCUCAUUGUUUUGGGAACGGAGCUGUAGAAACUGUACUGGUUUUUAUUACUGUGAACUCAGGACCGAUGGCAACCAAAUGGUUGUUUCAUAUUUUAGAAAACUGGAAAGGAUGCAGUAACAUUUGACAUUGUUUGUAUUUUAAAACUGAAAUAGUUUUAACUCUUUUCAGAAAAGCAUGCCUUUUAGUUCAGUCAUGCUUACAGAUUUUAGAAUGUUUUAUGUAAGGCCUGGAAAAUGGUUAACUAAAAAUGUUGAAAACUUGUUACACAAUGUAUAUAAAAUAUGCUAUAAAAUUAAGACAAUUAGUGUUGGUGUUUCUAAAACUGCUCUAGGCCUUCUUGGUCUGUAUAUACUGUACAGUGAACAAACAGCUUUGAAUGUUCUUGUUUUUGAGAAUUAAGUGAGUGGUCUGAUAGCUGGGUUAUUGUGAAAGAUGUUACUGGAACUUUCCUAGUUUCUUCCAGGGGUAUCAGACUGCUGCGCUAAAAGCAACACUGCUUUUGGGGUUAUCUGAUCAGUUAAUAUAUUUUGUCAAACUAUUAAAAUCUUGCUAUUGGUUUUGCUCUGGGAAUAUACAGUUGUCAGUGUUCAAAAUGUAAUACCUCAUUUAAUAUUGAUGUUAAACCACUGCAAUAUUUGGUGUCCAAGAUAAAAAUUGGCACCUUGUAUUAAUGUCUUGACUCUUGGUUUUGAAGAUUUGUUAAAUCUACCUAGAGUAGCUUAUAUGAAUCUGAUUGUGCCUUUUUCAGUGUAGGUCAGACUUUGGGAUUGAAUGCAAUGGUUUUAACUAGUUUAACUCAAUUGGAUAACUAAAAUAGCUUUCAUAGGUUUAUUUCAAAACUUUUAAGGGAGAACCAGUCAAUUCAAUAUAUCUGUAAGCAAACUCCAUUUCUGCAAAAAUAAACAUGGAUUCAAAGGCUAUUACCAACCUCAGUGGUAAAUUCCAAAAUAAAAUUCAGACUCUUGUAUUUCUUGCCACUGCUUUCAAAAGCUCCAAAUUUGGUUUUAUUUGAUCUGUUUUGUUGAGAGUCUACAUUUUUAUUUGAGGUGGAGAGAACAAUUAGAUCUGAAAGUGAGAAGCUGAUCUCUUUGAAUUUCUGUAAUGCUAGUGAUUAACGUUUUCACCAGAACUAAACAGUCCUAAACAAAAUUAUGUCUUAGAAAGUGAGUAACAAAUCUAGCAUGGAAAUGUCUGGUUAUCUUGACCAUUGUGCUUGUAGUAGGAUCAUUUGAUGGUUUUAAAAAUUAUAAAAUUCAGAGUAUGUUUCCCAGUAAGAGUAAAAUUGAAAUGCUCUACAAGCAAGGUCUAAUUUGUAAAUUCAGUUUCGUAUUCCUAAACCUAAUGCGCUUUCUACUUCUUGAAAUGUUUUUAAAAUAUAUUAAUCAAAGACAGUAACCUGCUGAUAGGAAUAGUUGGGAUGUUUCUCUGCAUUAAGAUUGUGCAAGAAUUUAAUUGAGCCAUUGUAAUUCUUUGGAGGCCUCUGGUUUAAGCCAUAUUAUGCAGAAUCCCAAGGUAUUGAAUGAAUGACUCCUGGACUGUUCACAUUUAUGUACCUUUCUUAACCUGGGUCACUUGGAGAUAAGAAGUAAAACAUUCAUGUGUUGCUUGAAGUUGAGAUGAUUUUUGUUUCCAGUUAUGAUUAAGUAUUUUAAAUUAAAAAUAUUAUUUUAAGUAUCAUUUUAUUGUUAAGUUUAAUUUUUAGCACAAUGUGUUUGAAGUGGAAAUUAGCUAUAUAUGACUUUGGGUUUUAAGAACAUUUUAGUGCUAAAGGUUUUUAAUAUCGGCUGCUUUUUAUUAAAAACACUUACCCUAUUUACAUUAUUCCAAAACCUGAAAAUACAAUUAAUUUUAAUCAGCAACCUACAACAGUAGAACAAACUCUAGAACCGAUCAUAUACCCAGUCAUUUUUUCAGUCGCCCGAGUUCAGAAUGGUUAAAGUUUACCUCGUGUAAUAUAAUUAUUUGUAAAUAGGUAUAGAAUUGUCAAGUAGGAAACAGUGGGAUGCAGAAAGUUCACGAAGUGCAAAAGAUGUAAUUGUAAAGCUGAAGGAUGGUUAGACUACAUCUUGUUAUCUCUUGUGUAUUGCCUUUCAGUAUCCCACUGCUCCCAAGGUGGUAAUUCUGUUUAUACCAUAAUGGUACAAUAAGAAAAUGUUUUUUUAUGAACAGUGAAAUGCUGGUGAAUGUCAUGUGGCCUGAGGUCACGUGCUGUUAUCAACAUUGCUUACAGGUUAUAAAAUAACCCUCUGCAACUCAGACAUAUGUGGUAUGAAUUUAUACAUGAUACUGUAUAUACCAGUUUAGAUUUAUUUUGAUUGGGAGGAGGCUAAAAUUGUUAAUGUCAUGAUCACUCCCUCUAGUACAAGAUAUGCACUAGAUAUUAAAUGGACCAAAUGCAGAUGGGUUGAAACUAACUUUCUGGUCUGACUUUAUCUUUAACUCAAACUAUUUAAAAGUAAAUCAUAUGAGCUAUAUUUGCAUUUAAAGGAUUGCAAACGGGUAACUUGAAAAUCCUACGAUUUUAAGACACUGUGUACAACUGAGUACUAACAAUGUUUGAAAAAAUAAACUUACCUUUUUUAGUGAAUACAUUAAUUUUAUAUCUGUCUUUUAUGAACUAAUUUUGCAAGUUACUGCAGAUUGUUUAACAAUUUGUUUUAGUGGAAAAAUACAGCUCCCUCAAGUUUUAACGGAUACCACUCUUGUUUGUUUGUUAUCUUGGUCAACUUUAUCUUGUGAUUUGUCCACAUGCCUGUUGUGUGUUUUUUCUGAAAGGAAAUGACAAUUGCUAAUGCAUCCCAUUGGAAGAUAUGCGAUGCCAUGUGUAUUUUGUUCUUGUUUAAAAUACCUUGUAACUAGGAAAAUGUUGAGUUUAAAUUAUAAAUGACUUUGUUAAUACAAUAAAUUUGAUUUGUUGGAGGGCUAA
This is a messenger RNA of Carcharodon carcharias (great white shark), 6819 nucleotides long. Its product is annotated as N-acetyltransferase ESCO1-like. The record is from RefSeq and is a predicted model, not a curated record. The transcript is spliced from 10 exons. Gene Ontology annotation, molecular function: protein-lysine-acetyltransferase activity. Bases 106 to 3792 code for a protein of 1228 amino acids. Gene Ontology annotation, cellular component: chromatin; nucleus. Lineage: Eukaryota; Metazoa; Chordata; Chondrichthyes; Lamniformes; Lamnidae. Gene Ontology annotation, biological process: mitotic sister chromatid cohesion.